Molecule: messenger RNA, 1872 nt
Organism: Lingula anatina
Lineage: Eukaryota; Metazoa; Brachiopoda; Lingulata; Lingulida; Lingulidae
Product: methylsterol monooxygenase 1-like
Biological process (GO): lipid biosynthetic process
Molecular function (GO): oxidoreductase activity; iron ion binding
Source: RefSeq, a predicted model, not a curated record
UGUGCACACUUGUGAUCCUAGAUAGAAUAGUCGGCUGACUAGAUAUAUAUUUCUUAGACUGUAGUAUACACUGUACAUCGAAUGCAUGCAUGUGCCUGCGCCGUGGUAUCGGCAGAUUUUCAUCAGGCGAUUCAGGUUGACCAAUCAGGCGAGCUGUAACAUUCGGCCUAGGCACUCGCAUCAAAGGUAAACAAACCUGCCGCAGUUCUACCUGUUAUGUCAGACGUUGUCGGUAGCCGACAGGAGAGUUGGUUGCGUGGAUUUCUCUGAUUUUGGUGACAAUUUAGACGCUGAUAGAAAAGGCUGACAUCUGUGUCAACAUGGAUCCCAAUGGGACAAUACUGUCAUCUCUGACGAUAGCGACAGAGUACUUGGAGAGCUUGCCUGAAAACCCUCUGCGAGACCCUCUGAAGAAUGGCUGGAACUACAUGUUGGACACUUACACUAAGCCUCAAAUUGCUCUUUGGGGCUCUCUGAUUGUCCAUGAAGUCCUUUAUGUGUUGAUAUGUCUACCUGCAUAUUUAUUCCAAUUCAUACCUUUUAUGCAGAGAUACAAAAUACAACAGGACAGGAAAGAAGAACGGCAGUGGGAUUGCUUUAAAAUGUUACUCUUCAGUCACUUUGUUAUACAGUUCCCCCUAAUGUUGGGAACUUUUGCGUACACGGAAUACUUCAACAUUCCUUACAGUUGGGAAGAGAUGCCAGCAUGGUAUAUAUUGAUGGCACAAGUCCUGGGCUGUUUUGUGAUAGAGGACACUUGGCAUUACUGGCUCCACAGGGCACUCCACCACAAGAGUAUCUAUAAACAUAUACACAAGAUACACCACCGUUACUCGGCACCUAUGGGUAUGGUUGCAGAGUAUGCCCACCCAGCAGAAACAUUAAUUUUGGGCAUGGGAUUUUUCAUCCCUAUUCUUUUGUUCUGCACCCACUUUGUCCUGUUGUGGGUUUGGGUGGCUUUCCGCCUCAUGGAGACCAUUGAUGUCCACACUGGAUACGACAUCCCCCAUCUCUUUCACCUUAUCCCUUUUUAUGGAGGGGCCAAAGCCCAUGAUUUCCACCACAUGAAUUUUGUGGGCAAUUACUCCUCCACUUUCACAUACUGGGACAAAAUCUGCGGGACUGAUAAGCAGUACAAAGAGUACCUCGCCAAACAGAAGAAGAUGGAUUAAGUCUAGUCAGCAGGGAGACUUGAUCAGGCAUUGGAGAAUUUUGAAGAUGAAAUCCUUAAUCACGAUCUCAAGACUAAAGGAGUGCUCUCUCAUACUAACCUGUGUAGUUGGAACAUUUUAGUGCAAUUGUAGGGGGCAUUUUUCUAUCAAACAAAAGCAGUUUUUGACUUUGAUUAGCAUUAUGUGACCUCCACAUAGCCAUGAACAAAACAUUUAAACUUUAUUAGUCGUACGGAAAAUGUGGUGUAAGUUAAAGAUCUUGCAAAAAGACUGAUGGUAUAUUAUUGGCCGGAACCAAUUCAAGAAUAAUUUUGAAAACAUGUCUGAAUACAGUAAUUUGAAUAAAAAAUAUUAAGUUGAAAUGGGGCAAAAAGGGAAAGAUUUAAACGGAGGGCUUUGUUUCCCUUCAAAUGAUGUCCCCAGUGACAUUAAGAAUGGAUGGACAUUCGCUAGAGGUACAGUUUGCAUGUUUACAUCACAACGAUCAAAUGGCCCAGUGUUGAGUGUAUGCUACUUUAUGCAGUAUUAAAUUAAGCAGGCCUUUAUAUAUACUGUCUAACUUGAUAUUUCUAAAAUAUGUACUAGCUGUUAUGUUCACAAUAUAGUCUUAUGAAUUGACGUAUUUCAAAAACUAUCAAUAGUUCAGCAAUCAAGUGUGACAAAUACAAAGAGAACAGGUUCUUGUAUGAUUUCAUUACAA